Molecule: messenger RNA, 276 nt
Organism: Trametes versicolor FP-101664 SS1
Lineage: Eukaryota; Fungi; Basidiomycota; Agaricomycetes; Polyporales; Polyporaceae
Exons: 1
Source: RefSeq, a predicted model, not a curated record
GAACAGGACUGGGAAUAUAUCCGUAAUCAGAUCGGCGACUACUUCAUGAACAGGUCGUGGAUGGAGAAGACCAGGAAGCAGGCUCUCGCCAUACGAUACAGGGACAGCGGGUGCCCACGGGAACUCCCGAGUCAGUAUUUCAUCCGUAAGCGUGAAUUGCUCGAACUCGCAUACGAGAACUCCGAAAGCGAGCUCAUUUCCGACAUCAUGGCAGGCGCCCCGCGAGUUUGGAACACGAUUCUUACCCCCCGCAUCUAUCGAACUACUUCGGAGCUC